AUGAAAGAAACACAGAUCAGAAAGUACGUCGAACACUGCAAUAACAGUCUCCAAGAAAUUGUGGAUCUUCAGUCGGCACAAGCUAUCAAAGAAUUUCAAACUAAAACCGAGGAAAACUUCCAACGUCUUGACGAUGCCAAAAGUCGAUUCAAGACAGACACUCAGUCAAUUGAGGAGUUCAAGGCUUUGAAAUCCGAAUUCUCGACUAAAAUUGACGAUUUGGAAAAAUCUAUAGACUACUAUGAGAAACUAGCGGACGAGAUACAGGAAUUUUUGGUCGAAUGUGAGGUAAAAGAAAAACUUGCGAUGAAAAGACUAUCACAAAGCACAAAAAGGUGA
This is a messenger RNA of Lachancea lanzarotensis, 339 nucleotides long. It is a transcript of the gene BLI1, whose product is annotated as LALA0S02e00452g1_1. The record is from RefSeq and is a predicted model, not a curated record. The transcript has a single exon. NCBI's taxonomy places the organism in Eukaryota, Fungi, Ascomycota, Saccharomycetes, Saccharomycetales, Saccharomycetaceae. Bases 1 to 339 code for a protein of 112 amino acids.